ACAGCCGAGUGAGUCCUGUCAAAUGCCGGGGGAGGGAAAAACCAGGAAGCCGUUUUGUAAUUUCACUUUCACUUUUGAGCUCGCGCCUAGCAGGGUUAGCUAACAGCAGGUUCGUGCAAGCAAGCAAACAGCCCUUCGCUCAACAAAUACAUAAAACAAAACAAGCCAAAAGCAAGAACAGACUGCCAUGGCCUUUCAGUACCCUGCCGCUAGACGCGAUGAGGACAAGGUGGAUGACUACCAUGGGGUUAAAGUGCCCGACCCUUACGUCUGGCUGGAGGACCCUGACAGUGAGGAGACCAAGGCCUUUGUGGAGGCGCAGAAUAAGCUGACGAUGCCGUUUCUGGAGCAGUGUGCCGUGCGGUCGCAGUUCCACUGCCGGCUCACCGAGCUGUACGACUACCCCAAAUACAGCUGCCCUUACAAGAGGGGCAACAGGUACUUCUACUUCCACAACACGGGUCUGCAGAACCAGAGUGUGCUGUACGUUCAGGACUCCCUGGACGCUAAAGCCUCCGUGUUCUUCGACCCAAACACCCUGUCUGAAGACGGCACCGUGGCCUUACAGAUGGGGCGCUUGUCUGAGGAGUGUGAGUACUUUGCGUAUGGCCUGAGCUCCAGCGGUUCGGACUGGGUGACGGUGCGCUUCCUGAAGGCGGACGACCUGAGCCCGCUGCCCGACGUGCUGGAGAGGGUCAAGUUCAGCUGUCUGGCCUGGACGCAUGAUGCCAAGGGCGUCUUCUACAACUGCUACCCACCACAGGAUGGGAAGGCCGACGGCACGGAGACAACCUCAAACCUCAACCAGAAGCUUUACUACCAUGUGAUCGGCACCAACCAAUCAGAGGACAUCCUGGUGGCAGAGUUUCCGGACCACCCCAAAUGGCACAGUGGUGUGACGGUUUCUGAUGAUGGCCGCUAUGCUGUGCUGUCCAUCACUGAGGGUUGUGAGCCAGUCAACCGGCUGUGGUACUGUGACCUUCAGCAGCUGCCCAAUGGCAUCACAGGACUGCUUCCCUGGGUGAAGCUGGUGGAUAACUUCGAGGCGCAGUACUCCUACGUCACCAACGAGGGCACCGUCUUCACCUUCCGCACCAACCUGCAGGCGCCACGCUACCGCCUCAUCAACAUCGACCUGGCCAAGCCCGACCCGGCCCAGUGGACCAGCCUGCUCCCCGAACACCCCAAAGAUGUCCUGGGCAUGGUGUCUUGUGUGAACCAGCGCCAUCUGCUGGUGAACUACGUGCAUGACGUGAAGGAUGUGCUCCAGCUGAGGGAGCUUGCGUCGGGGGAGCUGAUCCGGGACCUGCCCCUGGACGUGGGCACCGUGACGGGGCUCAGCUGCAAGAAGAAGCACCCAGACUUCUUCUACAAGUUCACCUCCUUCACCACGCCAGGCAUCAUCUACCACUGUGACCUGAGCCAGAGUCCCCCAGAGCCGCGUGUCUUCAGGGAGGUGGAGGUGAAGGGCAUCAAGCAGGAGGACUACCAGACCAGCCAGGUAUUUUAUCCAAGCAAAGACGGCACCAAGAUCCCCAUGUUCCUGGUGCAUGCCCGUGGCAUCCAGAAGGAUGGCUCUCACCCCGUCUUCCUCUACGGCUAUGGAGGCUUCGACCACUCCAUCCAGCCCCACUACAAUUCAGCCUACCUGCUGUUCGUUAGACACCUGGGCGGUAUUCUGGCUGUAGCCAACAUCCGUGGAGGAGGAGAGUAUGGACAGACCUGGCACAAAGGUGGGACUCUGGGGAACAAGCAGAACUGUUUUGAUGAUUUCCAGUGUGCUGCCGAGUACCUGAUUCAGGAAGGCUACACCACAGCCAGCCGCAUCGCUAUCAAUGGGGCCUCCAAUGGGGGACUACUAGUAGCGGCGUGUGUAAACCAGCGUCCGGAGCUGUUUGGCUGUGCGGUGGCGGAGGUGGGCGUUAUGGACAUGCUGAAGUUUCACAAGUUCACCAUCGGACACGCCUGGACCACCGACUACGGCUGUGCGGACAAACCUGAUGAGUUCCAGUGGCUUAUGAAGUACUCCCCUCUCCACAAUCUUCCCCCAGCCCCGGGACCAGACGUGCGGCCGUACCCAGCCGUCCUACUCCUGACGGCGGAUCACGACGACCGCGUGGUGCCCCUGCACACCCUGAAGUACGCCGCCACCCUGCAGCACGGGGUGGGCCGCAGCCCCGGCCAGAAGCAGCCCCUCAUGGUGCGCGUGGACACCCGCAGCGGGCACGGCGCGGGCAAGCCCACCACCAAGGCCAUCCAGGAGGACGCUGACAUAUACGCCUUCGUGGCACAGGUGCUGGGCAUCCAGUGGAAGGACUAGCACAGGUGCUGGGCAUCACGUGGAGGGACUAGGGAGAUUUUCAAGAUUGUAACAGUGAAACAUAUGUAUUACGUUCAUUAUGUCUAACUGUUUAACUCAACACUUUAGAUUUUCUUUUGCCUUAAGACAUGUAAAAGUUUUAUCUUUUACCUGACAUGUUUCGAAGGUAUUACUUCCGUCUUCAUCAGAGGGUCACUGGUAUGUUGAUGUGUGACGUGCUUUAAAAUCAGCUGAUGUUUUACAUGUCUUAAGGCAAAAGAAAAUCUGAAGUGUUGUAACAGUGAAACUUCAUUACUCGUCAUUCACACUGCCAUCGACCGUUGAACGGAUCUUAUACAUGAAAUGUGGAUGUGAAAUGCAUUGUGGGGUUUGUCUGUCGGCUCCAUUGACGUGGCUUUAAAACAUCCAAAUUUUGACAGUAGCAGGCGGCUGACGCUUCAACCAAUCAGACUGCGUAUGAAUGAAAAGACAACCCGUCGGCAGUCAGUGCCCAUGUGAAUGAAGAGUAAAAAUGUAACUUGAUUGGGAGAUUAGAUAGAAACCUUAACAAUGUCAUUACACAUGUAUAAACACAUGUAAAUGGGAUAAUGAAUAUCAUACUGAAUCUACACGCACUGUACAAAGGGAUAUCCAGUCACACUUUAUUUUACCGGUUUCUUUUCUCAGGGUAUCUCUGUGAUCAACACGUCACUGAUUCUUGAAAGCCACAUUAUUAAAUUCAUCUACUGUAAUAUGACUAUAUGGAAGUUUAAAAUGAAGUGUAGGGGACGUUAAAAUGAAGUGCAAUUGGGUGUCCAUACAAAGGGACUAAGAUGCUGUUUCCACGUAGCAGGAUAUUUUUUUUAGCAGGAUAUUUGUUUCUCCUGUUUAGGUGUAAACGCAACAUGUGGAUAAAAAUAAAUACUCCAUUGUAACAAAUGCGUUUCACCCCCCUAAAUAGGAUAUUUUUAAAGCCUGCUUUUUUAUAUCUGGAUUUUAAACAUCUGCUACGUGGAAAAAGAAGGCUAAAACCGAUGUAACCAGGAGAAAAAAAAAUAUCCACAUAUAAAAAUAUCCUGCUACGUGGAAACAGCUCCUAAGAUUAAAAGUACACCAUCCUGUCCUGUACAGGGGUGGGUAGUAAAAAUGGUGGUUGAGUGACAAAUAUGGUUGACUUCAUUCAGAGAUUGGACAGAAGGAGAGGCUAUUGUGAAAACAUGAGAGCAUACAGUAGGAGGGACUGAGAACACCUGGAAAAGUGAAUUUGUUAACGGAAAGCCCCAGUAUAGCGUUAUAUGUUGACUCACUGCCAUAAAGAAGCCAUUGGGUGUUUUUUUUUCCUGACUUCCCUCUAUUCUGAUUUCGAUACUUGAAAUCAUCCAACGGAUGCAACAGAUGUGGUAUAACACAACUGUAAACGUUUUUAUUUUACUCAAUAACCUUCAUUUUCAUAUUAGUAACACAAUACGCUUUUUUAUAGUAAUGCUUUCCAUAAUAGCCAGUCUGUACUUACAGCACAUAUAAUCUCUGUUUUUAAUACCACUGUUGUACUCAGUUAACAGUGUAUAAAGUACUUCUUGCCAAAUUACACAAUCACUGCCAAAGAGAACGUCUGUGGUAAAAUAAAAAGCUCUAAAAGACGUUCUUAACACACCGCACACAGCUUGCACUACCGUUUGUCAACACUAGAUGGCAACAGCAGACAACUUAAUAAUGCCAUACAUCAACAUCACCAACAAAGAAAAGGAACAAAAAGGUGAACGUUGCCAAGAGGAACAGUGUUGUGAAAAAUUUAAAUUCCUAUUAAGUUGAUUUGGCCGAAUGUCCAGGCCAUGUGUGUUGUGUGAUUACGAUUGCCAAACCCAGAGGACUUUAAUUGGAGAAAUCAGUCAAAUUUGCAGCUGUAGGGAACACAACACAGGCAGUAAACAAUGACACUUAUAAAUCCACAGCACAAUAGAGGGCUUCCACUGCCACUGCACAGCACAGCUACUGUAUGUAAGGGCAUGAUUGUUUUCCGUGUGUGUGUGUGUGUGUGUGUGUGUGUGUGUGUGUGUGUGUGUGUGUGUGUGUGUGUGUGCGUGUGCGUGCGUACGUACGGUGUACGUGCGUGUAUUGAUAGCCUGCAGCAUAACUCUGAUGAACUGACCGAUGUUUGGAUUUUUUUUUAAUUAUUUGUUACUGAGACUUGACUGACUGGCAAAAGUGAAAUUAAAAUUAAAUGCUUUUAUACUUGAGAUGAAUUGUGUCUGGUGAAUAACAGAAUUAUUUGACAUGAUGUGAAGCAUUUGAUGUGUCUUUUAAAAUCAACGUCCCCUUGAGUGUAUUAAAUUUUGUUGUUUAAAGCGA
Messenger RNA from Engraulis encrasicolus (European anchovy), 4648 nucleotides. Its product is annotated as prolyl endopeptidase-like. Gene Ontology annotation, biological process: proteolysis. NCBI's taxonomy places the organism in Eukaryota, Metazoa, Chordata, Actinopteri, Clupeiformes, Engraulidae. The record is from RefSeq and is a predicted model, not a curated record. The transcript is spliced from 16 exons. The coding region runs from base 188 to 2320 and encodes 710 amino acids. Gene Ontology annotation, cellular component: cytosol. Gene Ontology annotation, molecular function: oligopeptidase activity; serine-type endopeptidase activity.